AUGAGGAGACACAGCAGGGGGAGCAGCGGCGGGCCUGCAGUCGUAAACAAAUCCGCCGCUCCAGGUUCUGAUCCAAUGUCCCUCAUCCGAACUUUCAAUUCUGAGACCAACCCGUCGCGGCCCGUACGCCCCUCUCCGCUAGCCGCAUCGCAAAUACAAGGCAUGCCUCUUGACCUAAUCGAUCGAAUACGUUCUUUCCCUCUCUUCCAAUCGACACCAGAAUCAUUCCUGGCGGAAAUUGGCCUGCACCUUCGCCCGCAGCUGAACUCUACGAACGAUUACAUCUUGACGGAAGGCGAUGAGGCAAAAGCGAUGUAUUGGCUGGUUCGUGGAGCUGUUGCAGUCACCUCUCGAGAUGGCGAGAGUGUGUACGCGGAGCUGAAGCCGGGCGCUUUCUUUGGGGAAAUAGGUGUUCUGAUGGACCGGCCACGCACGGCGACGAUAAUUGCCCGCACCAGGUGUCUACUUAUCGUGUUGACAAAGGAGGAUUUUAAGAAGAUUCUCCCAGCGUUUCCGGAGGUGGAACAAAUGAUCAGGGAAGAAGCUGAAGAGCGAUUGUUGAUUUUGGAACGGAAGAAAAAGGAGCCACAGGCGCAAAUCGACGCCGCCGGAGCCCAUAAGCGUGUGACGAAGAGGGUUCGCGAUGCGUUUGCGGGGAGCUCGAAUUUCGACGACGACGAUGGCCCGGGCGGGAAUAGUAUCAAUAAAAAGCGCAAAUCUCCUAGUCCCGGCGUAACUCAGCAUUCAACUUCAAGUGCCCUGGCUAAUGGCCUUGUCAACGUACGAUUGCUUCUAAAAGAGUUACCCCUCUUUGCUGGUCUUCCUUCAAACAUCCUCCAUUUCCUCGGUCUGAAUGCGCAACCGCGAACAUAUCCUCCUUUCACAGACAUCAUCCGACAAGACUCACAGGGUCGAGAGAUAUAUUUUAUCGUGCGAGGCGAGGUGGAGGUUUUAAAUGAACGUGGAUUACGUCGAGGCACAGAAGCUGAGGGUCGGCGUGAGGUCCAGGUAAAAGCUCGACUAAAGGCUGGACAGUACUUUGGGGAAGUUGUCAGUCUAUCGCUCGCACCGCGCAGAACAGCAACCGUUCGCUCCGUCACAUCCGUUGAAUGUCUAAUGAUAAGCGGUGAGGUGCUGUCAGAAUUCUGGGAUCGCUGCCCGAAACAUAUCCGGGAGCAGGUUGAAAACACAGCCAGGAAACGAUUGGUCACUUCAACAAAUGGCGAGGUUGAGAUGGACGAUGCUCCUGCAGAUCAAGAACCGCCUAUGGAUGAGCUUGUAAUCAAUGGGAAUUUCCACGGGUCUGCCAGGAGACAAUCGAUGCCCCUGCUCACACUCACGGAGACGGAGCUGGACAGCCCGCACAAGCCAUCUCUAAUAGAGGACAGGCCUACCAUGGAGCCGUCUGACCCAGACCCUUUUCUGAGCAUAAGCAUGGACAAUGUACGUGCUAGGUCACGGCGUGGUUCUCUUGUGCCAAUUGACCCUGAUGGCUCUUCUCCGGAUCAGCAACUGCAAUCCCCAUUACGCCCUCGGUCCGGCACUGCGACCCCUUCAAAACUCGCAUCAUCUGAAUAUCCUAGCUCUGUCGUGUCUCCCAAACAAUCCACUCCGUCAUCCUAUGCUACCAAGAAUUCCAGUAGAUGUUGUCUCAACGAUGACAUUCUCCUUGUCAUUUUCCAGCAACUUGAACUCCACCACCUCCUUCCUCUCCGCGCCGUUUCACGUCACUGGGCUGACAUCCUCACAACAUCACCCCUGCUUCUUCACUUCUUGGACCUUAGUAGUUACAACCGGAAGCUUACCGACGAUGUACUUGCAAACAUUAUAUGCCCUUUUGUCGGCGAUAGACCCCGUACCAUUGAUAUGAAUAACUGCUUUCACAUCACUGAUGAAGGAUUCCGGGCAUUAGCGAAUACCUGUGGGGCAAAUCUCAGAGCACUGAAAAUGAAGAGUGUAUGGGAUGUAACGGCCCCUGCAAUCCUCGAUAUCGCCAACAAAGCCAAAUCGCUACAAGAAAUUGACUUAAGCAACUGCCGAAAAGUCAGCGAUACCCUCUUAGCCCGAAUUGUGGGAUGGACAGUGCCCAACCCUUCAUUCGGACAGCAUUAUAUUAACGGGAAAGCGAUCCAAGCCGCUAAAUGGAAUGGAAAACCGUUCCUGCAAAACGGCGUACAAACUGCCUCCUCUUCCUCUGCAGGCGGCACUGUUGUGGGCUGCCCUGCUCUUAAGCGCCUUGCGCUGUCAUAUUGCAAGCACGUUACGGAUCGCUCGAUGCACCAUAUAGCCUCCUAUGCUGCAUCGCGGCUUGAAGAGGUUGAUUUGACGAGGUGCACGACCAUCACUGAUCAAGGGUUUCAGUAUUGGGGGAAUGCGCAGUUUGUUCGGUUGCGCAAGCUGUGUUUGGCGGAUUGCACCUAUCUUACUGAUAGCGCUAUUGUAUCCCUGACCAAUGCGGCGAAGGGGUUGCAGGAACUUGACUUGUCCUUCUGCUGCGCUCUCUCCGACACAGCCACAGAAGUCCUAGCCCUAGGCUGCCCCCAAUUAACGCACCUCAACCUAUCCUUCUGCGGCUCCGCUGUCUCAGACCCUUCCCUCCGCUGCAUAGGUCUGCAUCUCAUCCUGCUCCGUGAAUUGUCGGUCCGCGGGUGCGUGCGGGUUACGGGAACGGGCGUCGAGUCUGUCGUUGACGGAUGCAGUUUACUCCGCGCUUUCGAUGUUAGUCAGUGUAAGAAUCUGGCGCCGUGGUUGGAGUAUGGGUUUCAUCGGAGGUAUGGGGAUAAGAUUCGGUUUGAGACUGUUUCUUGUGGGGGAAGGUUGGUUCGGUGA
Paracoccidioides brasiliensis Pb18 is the source of this 2829-nucleotide messenger RNA. RefSeq lists its product as uncharacterized. The transcript is spliced from 2 exons. The record is from RefSeq and is a predicted model, not a curated record. Gene Ontology annotation, molecular function: protein binding; protein-containing complex binding. The coding region runs from base 1 to 2829 and encodes 942 amino acids.